This is a messenger RNA of Zingiber officinale, 2150 nucleotides long. Its product is annotated as protein NLP2-like. Gene Ontology annotation, molecular function: DNA-binding transcription factor activity; protein binding. The record is from RefSeq and is a predicted model, not a curated record. Bases 1 to 1863 code for a protein of 620 amino acids. NCBI's taxonomy places the organism in Eukaryota, Viridiplantae, Streptophyta, Magnoliopsida, Zingiberales, Zingiberaceae. The transcript has 4 exons.
AUGGAGAAUACCUGGGCGACUCUUCUCUGUGUCCCGACCAAAGUAUUGACGAUGCCUUCUUCUGUUCCUGUCGACUCGUCAGCCUUGGUCUCUCGACACAAAGGACCUCCACCUCGCAAGGGUGGCAAAGGUUGUCCUUGGUGUGAUCACUGCCACCGACUGGGACACACGAUUGAUAAGUGUUGGCGUCUACAUGGCUGUCCUCCUCGUACUGCCCAGGUCGUUCAGAGUUCUGUUGCUUCUUCAGCUUCCACUCCACAAUCAACACCGGAUUCGACUCCAACACCUUCAUAUACUGACUUUCUGAAAUGGUUUGAGGAUCGUCAGGCUUCGGGCUCCACUACUACCAUUGCACACGCUGGUACUUCCUUUGCUGGCAUAUCUCGUUCUUCGGGUCCUUGGGUUCUUAAUUCUGGGGCCGUCAAUCAUAUCACUGGUAAUAAAUCCUUAUUUUCCUCCCUCACUACUUCUGGUAAUUUGCCAAUGGUCACCAUGGACCGGAGUACGGGGAGGAUGAUUGUCUUUGGAUGUGAAUCUCAUGGCCUAUAUCAGCUUCAACAACCCUCUUUUGUCGGUUCGGUGGCGGCAUCUCCACUACUUAUUCAUGCUCAGUUGAGACAUCCAGAAUGGGAAUUGGAGUUCAGUCCUGGAAAGCUAUAUGUGAAUUUAAUUCUUGCAUGUUUCAACUUGUUCCAGUUAAAAUCUAGCUCAGGCAAACAAGCGGAGAAAAAAUGCAGUACAGCCGAGAGGCAUAUUAGUUUAAGUCUUCUUCAGCGGUACUUUUCUGGAAGUCUCAAGGAUGCUGCAAAGAGUAUUGGUGUUUGUCCUACGACACUUAAAAGGAUAUGCAGACGGCAUGGAAUUUUAAGAUGGCCAUCUCGCAAGAUAAAAAAGGUCAACCAUUCAUUGCAAAAAAUCCAAAAUGUAAUAAAUUCUGUACAAGGAGUGGAGGGAGCAAUAAAAUUUGAUCCUUCUACUGGGUGCCUUGUUGCAUCAGUCUCCUCUGCAGAAAAACCAGCAUCCUUAACCCUAGAGUCAACAGGUAAAGAUCAUGUGUCAGCCUCUUCUUUUCACCAUAUCGAGAAUGAGCAUGCUGUUGACAAAAUGAAGCCAGAUAGAUCUUCUCUUGUCGGACACCAGGGAGAUAGUACAGUCCAGUUAAAAUGUGAUACAGAUGAAAUUGUCCAUUUUUCAAAUGACUCUAGCAGAGGCUUGGAUUGGACUUGUGCCGAUGCUGGUCUGGUGCCAAAUGCUAGAAUUCACACCUCAGUUGACUGGUUGUCAUAUCCUAGAGAUAUAUCUGACUGUUCAUAUUUUCCAAAAGAAAUAGGCUGCCCAGGAAGCAAUGGUGUCUCAAGUUUGGUGAAAUUGGAAGGUCAGUUUGUUUCAGGAAGCUCAAGUUCUGCUAUACUUAGUAAAAAUCAAAUGAAUUCCGAAGCAGAUGGUGGGAACCUAGAAAACAGCAAUCCUUCUUCUUCUUCCAGCAUGACGGACUCUUCUAGUGAUAGUGCAUUACAUCACUCCAGCUUUAGAAAGAGUGGGAUAUCAAUCUCCAAAACUUUGCCAUUUGUUACAGUGAAGGCUACUUACAAGGAAGACACUGUCAGAUUCAAGUACUUUCCAUCUAUUGGUAGCCACUACUUGUUUGAGGAAGUCGGAAGGAGAUUCAAAUUGCCGGGAGGGACUUUCCAGCUAAAAUACUUGGAUGAUGAGAAAGAGUGGGUUUUGUUGGAGAAUGAUGCUGAUUUUCAGGAAUGCAUUGAUAUACUGGAGAAUAUCGGAUCACAAAGUAUAAAACUGCAAGUUCGAGAUGUGCCUUAUAACGUUGGUAGCUCCGGCAGUAGCAACUGUCUAAAAUUGUGAAUUUGAGGAAAAAAAACAGUAUGAAGUCUGGCUUUGUUGAUCCAGCAAUGUGCGGUCAGUCUUAGGUACUUUGUUAGGGGGAACAAAGGUGUUCCUUGUAUUAGCACUCACUCCUUGUAGAAUAGUUAAGCAGUAUAGAACUCCUGUUAGUUAGCAAAGUUCUUUAUGAGUCUCUUGUAUAUAUUUUGUAGUCACCUUUUUUUUUUAAAUUUCCGUGUAUCAUUCUAAGUGGUUUACUUCUUAUUUGCCAGUGAAAUUUGGUAAAGCCAAUCACUGACUUUUUUCAA